This is a messenger RNA of Malus domestica (apple), 968 nucleotides long. RefSeq lists its product as uncharacterized. Lineage: Eukaryota; Viridiplantae; Streptophyta; Magnoliopsida; Rosales; Rosaceae. The record is from RefSeq and is a predicted model, not a curated record.
GAUAUAAGCCGUAAAUAUAAGUUAAUAUCCCUCUGCUUGUUAUCUCUUAUUCGGCUUUGGGGACCAAACAAAACCAUGGUUUGCUCUUCACCUUCAGCUCUCUCCCACUCUUCCUUUACUAUUUCAAGCACCAAUUUAAAUGUCUGGGAAAAACCUGGUAACCUGCAUAGCAGAGUCCAAGUAAAGAGCUGUAAAAGACCUACCACAGUCGUAGUUUGUUCUGGUUCUUCUUCUCCGGCUCCGACGUCUCGCCGCCGCGUUCUUCUCCAAAGCUCCGUUUCUUUGGCUGCUUCAGCUGCCAUUCUCCUCUGCUCAAAUCCAGCUGAAGCAGGAUUUCUAUCAGGAUCGACCGGAAUAGAAUCAGUUCCGGGUCCUGAGUUGCCUCAAAUCGACUUCCUCAAACGCUUCAAUGAAGAAAAUCAGAAGAAGUAUGCAGAAAAUGAUGCAAGAUUCAGAUCAACUCAAAUACUCAAGGAGCUACUAGAAAAGUCCAAGCUCAACAAAGAAAAGAAUAGUAAGGAAAUUCAAGACAAGUACUGCAUACGCGGGGCGGAGUGGGGAGUAGGAGAUUGCUCAGCGGAGGGAAUGACACCUAACGAGAAAGACAAGUUCAUCGCAAUGUUGAAGGAGAAGGCUGGCGUCAAGGAUUGAUUUUUACUAACUCGUGCAAGCUCUCUGCUUUCUGUAAACCCUAAUUUCCAAGUAACUCGUAGGAUCUUCUCGUUUGAAGAGAUGGAUAAAUUUGUAAUAAGAGUAAACGACCACGACUACUACGAGCAUACAACGAUUCAAUUCAUGCGCAGUAUGGAAGAUACGACCACGACUAUUACGAGCGUACAACUAUGAUAUUUAUGCACGUAAGAGACUAGUAUGUAAGAGGAUUAUGUAGGUGUUUGCAUGAUUUAGGACAUACCCUCAAAUUACAAAGACUAGCAUUUCUGCACGCGCUUAAGUGCAUGCAGAAGACA